Messenger RNA from Musa acuminata AAA Group (dessert banana), 1049 nucleotides. RefSeq names its product large ribosomal subunit protein uL6m. The record is from RefSeq and is a predicted model, not a curated record. NCBI's taxonomy places the organism in Eukaryota, Viridiplantae, Streptophyta, Magnoliopsida, Zingiberales, Musaceae. Gene Ontology annotation, biological process: translation. Gene Ontology annotation, molecular function: rRNA binding; structural constituent of ribosome. Gene Ontology annotation, cellular component: ribosome. The coding region runs from base 504 to 812 and encodes 102 amino acids. The transcript is spliced from 2 exons.
AUUUAGUCGAGAAGCCUUGCACGUCAAUUGUUCGAAGUAAUUCUCGAGAUAAAAUAAGUCAUUUUUGCCCGCCGCACGCGACUGUGUAAUCGCAUAUGCUUAUUAUGAUGGAAGACGCAUGCUCUUCUUUCACAGUUUCAAUUGAUCAAACUGAUCAAAAUGUUAAUUUUACCGAAGUUCCUAGCUAGAUUUUACGGAUUCAAAUGUUUAGGUUAAAACCAAGGUGGAAAUUGGAAUUGAUGUAAUAUCCACUUCCUGGUAGUGAAGUGAUUGAAACCUUAAUAUUUGGGCAGCUCAAAUUUGCAGACUUGAAGUACAUGUAAUGCUUGGUGGAUCCUACAUCACUCUGGUAUUUUUUGGACAGGUUAUCAGAAAUGAAACCAGCAUGUGCAUAUUAGGUUUUGGACUGGAUCUUUUAGGUUGUUAUCAAAUUCAGCUUCAGAUCUUAGUUGAUCGCACAAUAUGUAGAUUUUAUCACAUGCAGGUGAUCCUCCAAUCUGUCAAUGGAGGCAAAAAAUUUUCGGUUUCUUAAGAUUGUCGGUGUGGGGUUUAAAGCAAGAACUGAAGCAGAAGGUCGACAACUGUUUCUGAAGCUGGGUUACAGCCAUGAGGUGGAAUUCGCUGUUCCUCCUGCUGUUCGAGUUUUCUGCUUCAAACCCAACAUACUUUGUUGUACCGGGAUAAACAAAGCGCGAGUACACCAGUUUGCUGGUGCAGUCCGUGGCUGCAAACCUCCCGAAGUUUACAAGGGCAAGGGUAUAAUGUACAUUGAUGAAGUCGUGAAGAAAAAGCAAGGAAAGAAGUCAAAGUAAGCUAGAAGGAUCGUAUGGUCUAUGUGGUUUAUGCAUAAAUCUGGAAAAUGACGACUGCCUUUUGAUGUGUGAAAUUUUCAUUCCUCCAGCAACAACCGAUUUCAUUCAUGAUCUAGUGCAGUUGGCUGUUGGAUUUCUUGGUCUCCCAUAUAUGGUAUUAACCAUGGGGGCAACUGCCCUCCUGUGUUUUGACUACAUUAGCUGAAAUUACUUAAGAGCAUCACAGUCUUAUUAUUC